UUAUAGGUUAUUACAACAUGUUGAAUAUAGUUCCCUGUGCUAUACCAGGACCUCUGGUUUUUUAGCUGAGCACAUGGCUGGCUGGCUGGCUGGCUGGCUGGCUGGGAUAAAGACUGCAUUUGUUAGCUUCCCUGCGUGUGGGCAUGACCAUGUGACUGCUUUCUAGCCUAUGAGAUAGCCAUUAGUUGGCAACUAAUAUUUCGUCUUGUGAAGAAACAUUUUUCCAAAGUGGAACCGGAAGUCAAGUAUGUGGGGAACAUGCACGGCAACGAGGUGCUGGGCCGCGAGCUCCUGCUGCAGCUGUCGGAGUUUCUGUGCGAGGAGUUCCGCAACAGGAACCAGCGCAUCGUCAGGCUGGUGGAGGGCACGCGCAUUCACAUCCUGCCGUCCAUGAACCCCGACGGCUACGAGGUGGCCGCAGCCGCCCAGGACAGGGACAUUUCUGGGUAUCUGGUUGGCAGGAACAAUGCAAACGGAGUGGACCUGAACCGCAACUUCCCUGAUCUCAAUACCUACAUCUACUACAAUGAGAAGAACGGAGGCCCCAACCACCACUUGCCCCUUCCAGACAACUGGAAAAAUCAGGUGGAACCUGAGACCCAGGCAGUGAUCCAGUGGAUCCGCUCCUUCAACUUUGUCCUUUCAGCCAAUCUCCAUGGAGGAGCAGUGGUGGCCAAUUACCCAUAUGACAAGUCCCUUGAGCACCGGGUCCGAGGUUUCCGCCGCACUGCCAAUACCCCCACGCCUGAUGACACACUUUUCCAGAAGCUGGCCAAGGUCUACUCCUAUGCACAUGGAUGGAUGCACCAAGGUUGGAACUGUGGGGAUUACUUCCCAGAUGGCAUCACCAAUGGGGCUUCCUGGUAUUCUCUCAGCAAGGGAAUGCAAGACUUUAAUUACCUCCAUACCAACUGUUUUGAGAUCACGCUGGAACUGAGUUGUGACAAGUUUCCGCGGCAAGAGGAAUUACAGCGCGAGUGGCUGGGUAAUCGGGAAGCCCUGAUUCAAUUCUUGGAACAGGUACACCAAGGCAUCAAGGGAAUGGUGCGGGAUGAGAAUUAUAAUAAUCUUGUGGACGCUGUCAUUUCUGUCAGUGGGAUUAACCAUGAUGUCACUUCAGGUGACCAUGGAGAUUACUUCCGGCUGCUGCUUCCAGGUACCUACACUGUCACUGCCACAGCACCCAAGUUUGACCCAGAGACAGUGAGUGUGACCGUGGGUCCUGGGGAACCCAAACUGGUUAAUUUCCAACUCAAGAGAAGCACCUCUCCAGCAGCCCCUAAGAGGAGAGGCCCCAACUCAGGGCAUAGAGGCAGAGUCUUACCAAAGAAAGUGCAGCCCCGGGCAGCUAGGAAAAAAGAAAUGAUGAUGAAACAGUCCCAGAGAGUCCCUGCCUGAAAUCCACAGUGCCCGGGGCAACAGUUUAGAAAGGCUUUGUUCCCGCUCUCACACCAGAUGAAGCAUUCUUUCUAUUUUAUUAUCUGAGACAUAUUUAAAUAUAAACAUAUUCAGAACAAUUCAGAAUGGUCUCCAUCUGUUCCAGGGGUAAACCCUCUGAUGCAGCAGUACAUACAUGCAGUGGUGUUCAGUAAGAUUUUCCGAUUCUGAGGGUAUGGUUUAGGUCCAGAAGGCUCUACGCUAGUCUAUGCUGUGUCCAGAGGCUGGUUCUGGCUGGUUAGUCACUAUCUCUAGAGUCUAGCAGAGAGCCUGCCACACAGUAAAUACCCAGUGAAGGUUUCUGGAUGAAUGGUUGAAAGGCUGAAAUGAUCCAUCAUUACAUAGCAAGACCAGGUGACCAAUUCUUCUGAAAUCCCAGAGGACUGUUUCAACAAGAGCCAAUAGUUUCUUAUUAAGAAAAGGAUUUCACACACACAACACCUAGUCCCGCUGCUUCAUACAUGGGCAUUUUAAACAAUAUGCAUCUUUCAAACAUUUUCUGGGCGUAUAAGUGUAAUGCAGAUGCCCCUGUGGAAUGACUGUGUCCUGACGCUGUGCCAGGGAUACACAGCACUCUCCACCCCACUGACUUCUCCAGAACAAACCCAUUUGUACUAAAAGUGUUAUUAAGCAAAGUAGAUGUCACUGAAGAUUUUGAAGGCAUGUGUAGUCUUUCAUCACACAUCAGGCAAGUUCAUAAACCCCCACUGGGCCUGCUGGGGUUCCCAAGUACCCUGUCCCCAGGGCUUGCUGGGGGUUCUUUACCCAUCAUCACCCAUUU
Messenger RNA from Balaenoptera musculus (blue whale), 2218 nucleotides. It is a transcript of the gene CPN1, whose product is annotated as carboxypeptidase N subunit 1. The record is from RefSeq and is a predicted model, not a curated record. The transcript is spliced from 10 exons. Gene Ontology annotation, molecular function: metallocarboxypeptidase activity; zinc ion binding. Lineage: Eukaryota; Metazoa; Chordata; Mammalia; Artiodactyla; Balaenopteridae. Bases 259 to 1398 code for a protein of 379 amino acids. Gene Ontology annotation, biological process: proteolysis.